Messenger RNA from Prorocentrum cordatum, 723 nucleotides. The record is from the annotation of a GenBank genome assembly. NCBI's taxonomy places the organism in Eukaryota, Dinophyceae, Prorocentrales, Prorocentraceae.
AUGUUGACGAUCCCUGUGGGCAUCUCAAUCAUCACCUUCCAUGGCGGCUUGCAGUCUACACUUGUCGUGGAGGCAAUGAGCGGCACCGAGAUGAAGCCCCCCGAGUGGUUCAGCCAGGCGAAGGGGAAGGGAACGCGCGGGGCAGAAGGACCAGUCGAGGCGGCGAAAGGCAGCGGCGGCGGCCAGGCGGGCAAGAAAGGGCGCAAUGGGAACAAGGGUCUGCUGGAGGCUGUGGCCAAGCUCUUACUGAUCGUCACUCGCGAAUUCGGCGACGUCCGCGCCUGCGUCUUCGUCAACUGGACGGCUCCGACAGCAGCUGGCUUCGUGCAGACCAUGAUCAUGGCAGGGAAGAAGUACGACGAGUACAGCAAGGAGCUUCGCAAAGACGCUGAGAACGGCGUCGAGUUCGAUUACAAAAAGAGGGGCGACAAGCCGAAGGAUGUGCAGGAAGCCCUGGUGGAAGUGCUGGAGCGGACUAACAACGUGGUCUCCAAGUUUCCGCUGAGCGAGCUCGGCGAAGUGGUGAAGAUGCGCUGCGCCAAGGCGCAGAAGAAGACCGAGGCCAGCGAACCCAAGAGCACGAUCUUUCCCAACUUGGACCGCCACACGGAGCUGGGCCGUCUCGUCGCCACGCUGGGGAUCGUGAUUGCGGCCGAGGGCGGGAAGAUGCUCACAGGGCCCGCUCCGAGGGGGCCAUUGGAGAGGGAGGUAGUGCAGGGGUGA